AUGUCUCCUCCUGCCAUAAUCGCCCCCUCGAUUCUGUCGGCAGACUUUGCAGCUUUAGGAGCCGCAUGUUCCGACCUCAUGGAGUACAAUGCCCAUUGGAUCCAUAUAGAUGUGAUGGACGGGCACUUCGUUCCAAACAUUACUUUUGGGGCACCAGUCGUCACGAAAAUACGAUCGCACGUUGAGCGCCCAUCUCAAAAAGGUGGCAAGGGAACAUUUGAUUGCCACAUGAUGAUUGCAGAGCUAAUGCAUAGUCCCUGGUGGCUCGCUCUGACGGCGAGUAUGAUAGGGGACACCAAUAUUGCACAGCCAAUGAAAUGGGUCAAAGAUUUCAAAGACGCAGGCUGCGAUCUGUACUGCUUUCACUACGAGGCAGCGAUCUCCUCGGUGGCGGCUCGAGAGCCGGCAGAUACCAAGACAACGAGGAAGACGAGCCCUAGGGAGGUGAUCAGAUACAUACAUGAAUGCGGCUUACAGGCCGGCAUUGCCAUUAAGCCGGAAACGCCGGUGGAUGUGCUGUGGGAGAUAUUGGAGAGUGAAGAUGAAUCAGAAAGGCCUGAUAUGGUGCUUGUCAUGACUGUACACCCAGGUUUUGGUGGACAGAAGUUCAUGGCUAGCGAGCUGCCCAAGGUGAAAGCACUUCGGGAAAAAUAUCCUGACUUGAACAUCGAGGUUGAUGGAGGGCUGAGCGAAGGCACUAUCGAUCAAGCUGCCGAUGCUGGUGCGAAUGUGAUAGUUGCUGGUUCCGCUGUGUUUGGUGCCAAGGAUCCUGCCGAAGUCAUUUCAAAACUACGAGAAGCAGUGGAGAAAAGGAGAACGGGCGGAAAGCUUUGA
Molecule: messenger RNA, 834 nt
Organism: Endocarpon pusillum Z07020
Lineage: Eukaryota; Fungi; Ascomycota; Eurotiomycetes; Verrucariales; Verrucariaceae
Exons: 3
Coding region: 1-834 (277 amino acids)
Biological process (GO): carbohydrate metabolic process; pentose-phosphate shunt; pentose-phosphate shunt, non-oxidative branch
Cellular component (GO): cytosol
Molecular function (GO): D-ribulose-phosphate 3-epimerase activity; metal ion binding
Source: RefSeq, a predicted model, not a curated record